UCAAACUGAACUUGCAUUGAACUCCCUCCAACCACCACCACCACCACCACCACCUGAUGGCGACCGCCUCCUCCGCCUCACCACCGCAUGACCUCGAAAGCGCCACCUCCUACUCCCCCAUCCCCGGCGACCCUCCAGCGGAGGCGCAGCCAAGGACCAAGAAGCUCCUCGCCACCAUUUUGUUUACAUGUUUCUUUCUGCUGUCCUUGAUUCUUCUGAUCAUCAAGCAAGAACCCGACCCUCAACCUAAACUCAAUGAAGACAGCUAUCAAAGCCCUUCAACUCCCACUUAUUCUUUCUCUCCGGCGAGACCUCUGGCUGAGCCGCCGUCAAGAGGGGUGGAGCAAGGGGUGUCGGAGAAGGCUUUCCGGCGAGUCAGUGGCGGGAAUUUAAGCUUCGCUUGGACCAAUGUCAUGCUGUCGUGGCAGAAGACGGCUUACCAUUUUCAACCUGAGAAGAAUUGGAUGAACGAUCCUGAUGGUCCAUUAUACUACAAUGGAUGGUACCACUUGUUCUAUCAAUACAAUCCAGAUUCAGCUGUUUGGGGCAAUAUUACAUGGGGCCAUGCUGUAUCAAGGGACCUGAUCCACUGGCUCCACCUCCCCUACGCCAUGGUGCCUGAUCAAUGGUAUGAUAUCAAUGGAGUGUGGACCGGGUCCGCGACAAUCCUCCCUGAUGGUCGGAUCAUUAUGUUGUACACCGGAGACACCUACGAUGUUGUGCAGGUGCAGUGUCUAGCAUACCCCGCCAACUUAUCGGAUCCCCUCCUUCUUGAAUGGGUCAAGGACCCGAAUAACCCGGUCUUGGUACCUCCACCCGGCAUUGGCCUUAAGGACUUCAGGGACCCGACGACCGCUUGGCUGAGUCCAGAUGGUGACAAAUGGCGUAUAACAAUUGGUUCGAAGGUCGACAAAACGGGUAUAUCACUUGUUUACGAAACCAAGGACUUUAUAAAGUAUGAGUUGUUGGACGGGUACUUGCAUCAAGUCCCGGGUACGGGUAUGUGGGAGUGUAUUGACUUUUAUCCGGUUUCUUUGACGGAGGAAAAUGGGCUGGACACUUCUGCAAAUGGGCCGGGUAUUAAGCAUGUCUUGAAAGCAAGUUUAGACGAUGAUAAGAACGAUUAUUAUGCUCUUGGAACCUAUGACCCGAUCAAGAACAAGUGGACCCCUGAUGACCCGGAUUUGGAUGUGGGAAUCGGGUUGAGGUAUGAUUAUGGAAAAUACUAUGCAUCAAAGACAUUUUAUGACCAGAAUAAGCAAAGGAGAAUCUUGUGGGGUUGGAUUAGAGAAACUGAUGCUGAAGAACUUGAUCUCUUGAAAGGAUGGGCUUGUGUUCAGUCUAUACCUAGGACAGUCGUGUUCGACCAAAAGACAGGCAGCAACAUACUUCAAUGGCCAGUCGAGGAAGUCGAGAGCUUGAGAUCAGACAGUUUUGAGUUUAAUGAUGUGAGGCUUGGACCAGGAUCAGUUGUACCACUAGCGGUCGACUCAGCAUCAGAGCUAGACAUAGUUGCCUCAUUCGAAGUUCAUAAAGAGACAGUUGAUGAGGCGACUGCUGAGGCAGAUACCGGUUACGACUGUCCUACCAGUGGUGGUGCUGCUAAUAGGGGAAUCUUAGGACCGUUCGGCAUUGUUGUUCUUGCCGACGACACGCUGUCUGAGCUUACUCCCAUCUACUUCUACAUUGCAAAAGGGACUAAUGGCAAGGCCGUCACUCAUUUUUGUGCCGAUGAGUUGAGGUCGUCCAAAGCUGCCGAUGUUGACAAAAUAGUUUACGGCAGCAAAGUCCCCCUGCUGCAACAUGAAAAGCUAUCUAUCAGAUCACUGGUCGAUCACUCCAUCGUCGAGAGCUUUGCUCAAGGAGGAAGAACAGUAAUCACGUCACGAGUUUACCCCACGAAGGCCAUCGGCCGUGCAGCACGAGUGUUCUUGUUCAACAACGCCACGGGACUCAGUGUGACUGCUUCGGUCAAGAUAUGGAAAAUGGACUCUGCCGAUAUCCGACCCUUCCCCUUUGAUCAGCUGUGAUGAACUCCAAUUUUCGGAUAUGAUUCCUUCAUUCUUGGCAUCAAAUUGUUGCAUAUUUAAGGCCCACUACGAGCGUUCAUUUGUUUUAUUUUUAUUAUUCGAGGGUUUAUAUAUAAUAUAGUUGAGCUGUAAUAAAAGUUUUGGCGAACCCUUCAGAUGAGAUGAGGUUGUGGUGUAGUAACUUUGUACAUGUUCUUGAAAUAAAAUUACCUUAAUUUGGUAGAA
Messenger RNA from Sesamum indicum (sesame), 2255 nucleotides. Its product is annotated as beta-fructofuranosidase, soluble isoenzyme I. The record is from RefSeq and is a predicted model, not a curated record. Lineage: Eukaryota; Viridiplantae; Streptophyta; Magnoliopsida; Lamiales; Pedaliaceae. Gene Ontology annotation, molecular function: beta-fructofuranosidase activity. Gene Ontology annotation, biological process: carbohydrate metabolic process.